ACUUCCCCUGGUUUCUGGUCAAGAUUUUCCAGCAUUUACACUCUUGCGCCAGUCUGCUGCACCACUUAAGGUGGAACGGAAAAUUCGAAGAAGCCAACUUCAGCUUUAUGAUCCACAUCAUUUUGCUGCCUUUUCCUUUAGGGACUGAUGGUGGAUCCUUGCUGCUGUUUACAAAGUGAAGUCAACGCUGUGCAACAUGAGCAACAACACCACUUGCAUGGAAGCUCAAGACCUUGUAGCCUCUGCGUUAGCACCAAUGCUGAUCUUGGAGCUCAUCUUGGGGAUACCAGGAACCGUCUUAGCGUUAUGGAUCCUUGGUUUCAAGGCUGCCUGGAAGUCCAGUACGGUUUACCUCCUCAACUUGGCGCUGGCUGAUGUUCUGCUGCUCAUUGGCCUUCCUUUCCGCAUCGACAGUGUGAUCCGUGGAAGUUGGAUUUUUCACGACGUCUUUUGCCGCAUCAACCUGUUUAUGCUGUCAGUUAACCAGUCAGCAAGUAUUGCCUUCAUGACUGUUAUGGCAGUGGACCGAUUCUUCAGGAUAGUCCACCCACACCACACCAUUUGUCACCUAAGCAUUCGGCGCAUAGUAAUGAUCAGCUGUGUGGUCUGGGUUGCUGUGGUGACCCUUCGUCUUCCUCUGCUGGUGACCCAGCUCUUGAGAUCAUCUGAGAACUUAUCUGUGUCUCUUUGUUAUAAUAUUUACAUGUGGACAGAGUCUGGGGUAGGAAUGAAGGUGCAUAAUUUUCUCCAUGUGGCGGAAUUCAUCCUGGCCUUCAUAUUGUUACUCGUUUGCUCUGUGCGCAUCUAUUACCACAUACGUGAUAACACCCGACUCAGAGAGCAUCGCAGAGUUAAACGGACAGUAAACCUACUUCUGACUCUUGUGAUCAUGUUUACCUUCUGCUUCCUGCCCAGUUACAUCACAGGCCUAGUGGCUCUCUUCCUCAAAGAUGUCUCCUCAUGCUCCCCAUAUCUAGUGGUGGGCAAGCUGUUCAGUGUGUCUUUAAUUCUCGGCUACUUAAACUGCGCUCUAGACCCCAUCCUCUACUGCUUAUCAAACGCUUGUUUCCGUAAUACAAUGAAAGGAGUGGCCAACUCCACUGGAUUCACCAAGUUCCAACUGAGUGUUAAGGAAACCAGAUCACCUAGACAUACCUAGAGAACUUAUUAUGACCAACUGUGCAAACUGUAUUUGUAUUGAAAGUAACAAUAUUGUGAAGUACUACAUUUGCAUGCUUUUUUUAUUUAAACGGCCUACAUCCUGUUAGUUCCUCCCUUGCCAUGCUUUUUAUUUUUCCCACUUAUAAUUGUGUGGUUUUACAUACCAAAACCACUACAUGACCAUUUUCCAACCUCACUUCAUCCCUUAGAAUUAAACAGGUGGUUUCUGUUACUGUGCCUUUAACAGUGAUAUAUGUGUAUGAGCUCUGUUCUAAUUGGCUGCCUUGUAUUGUGCCUCAUUCAAAAAAGCAGUUUGAGCUUAGAUUCCAUAUAUAGAUCAUAUAGACUGGGGGGUGAAUGGUAUGUUUUGACUUUAACAAUGUUUACAUACUUGUUACAUUAAAAAAGAUAUAGGCCUUUUAAAAGGACUGAUUUACUUGCAAGAUUAAAUAUUGUUUUUCACUGUAAUUUUUAGGACUUCACUGUACUACUGUGUUGUUUGGGAAUAUAUGUCCUAUACCGCUGUUAAAAAAUGUAUUUUUUCACUUGGAUUAUGAUGAAUAAAGAUGAACUGAAAAGAAA
Molecule: messenger RNA, 1743 nt
Organism: Colossoma macropomum (tambaqui)
Lineage: Eukaryota; Metazoa; Chordata; Actinopteri; Characiformes; Serrasalmidae
Gene: hcar1-4
Product: hydroxycarboxylic acid receptor 1-4
Exons: 2
Coding region: 197-1159 (320 amino acids)
Biological process (GO): G protein-coupled receptor signaling pathway
Cellular component (GO): membrane
Molecular function (GO): G protein-coupled receptor activity
Source: RefSeq, a predicted model, not a curated record